UUGUUCUUUGUUUCAUUUGUGAUUCUUACUCGUUUAUCACCCUUUUCGCAGUUUUAUUGUGAAGCAAUGGCGCAACUCUAUGAACAACGACUUGACAAACUUCUUUCCUUUGGAAUGGAAGAAAAACUAGCAAAAACAGCAGCUAGAAACGAAAAGGUCUAUUCUUCUACCUUGGAAGCCUUGAAAAGUGCUUCUUUUGUCAACGAUGGAAGCCAACAAACCAAAAACAAGUGUCUCUUAUUAUACAAUGCAGUCAUCCAUCCUAAACUUCCUUUAACCAAUCGAAAUUCGUUGUUUCUGAUGAUUGGUGACGAACGUAUCAAAACGAAAGCGCAGUUGGAUGCCGCGAUAGAGUUUUUGGUUUCCAUUGGGGAAGAAAAGGUCGAAGAGUCCAUUUUGGAACAACAAGCUGGAGUUGGCGUCAUUGUGACAAAGGAGGAUAUUUGUGAAAGAGUAAAGACAGUAUUAGACGAAAACCAUAACCAAGUGCAGAUGAAAGGGAGUCAUACCAAUGUUGGACUUCUUGUGAAACAAGUCUUGAGCAGUUUACGCUUUGCAGAUGCCAAGUUGGUUCGUUUGGAAGUGGAGAGGCAAUUGCAAGAUUUGCUGAAUCAUCUCUCCCUUUCUGAUAAAGAUGAAGAGGAGAAUGUGGAUCCUUUUGCUGGUAUUCCUAAUAUAAUGGCAGCUAGAGAUUUAGAAACUGCAAGGAACACACCUGAACUUUUAGAAAGACAUCGUUUAGCAACUGGAGGGAAAGUGAUUUGUCGUUUUCCUCCUGAACCUAAUGGUUUUCUACAUAUUGGCCAUGCCAAGUCUAUGUUUUUGAAUUUCGGUUAUGCACAAAAAGAAAAUGGCAUUUGUAUUCUUCGUUAUGAUGAUACCAAUCCUGAAGCGGAAAGAGAAGAGUUUAUCAAAAGCAUUGAAGAAUCUGUCAAAUGGUUAGGCUAUGAGCCUUCAAAGAUAACUUUUACUUCUGACUAUUUUGACCAACUGUAUGAGUUAGCUGUUGAACUGAUCAAGCGAGAUAAAGCAUAUGUUUGUCAUUUGAAACCAGAUGAAAUUUCGCAAUACCGAGAGAAGAAACAAGACUCUCCUUGGAGAAACAGACCCAUAGAAGAGUCUCUCACAUUGUUUGAAGAUAUGAAAUUUGGAAAGUUUGAAGAAGGAGCAGCCACUUUAAGAAUGAAAAUUGAUAUGCAACAUCCGAAUCCUUGUAUGCAAGAUCCAAUUGCUUAUCGUAUUCGAUAUAAGAGACAUCCUCAUAGCGGUGAUAGAUGGUGUAUUUAUCCAUCCUAUGACUUUGCCCAUUGUAUUGUAGACUCUUUGGAAUGGAUAACGCAUUCGCUCUGUACUCUUGAGUUUGAGAUACGUCGUGAUUCAUAUUAUUGGUUAUUGGCAGCUCUUGAUAUGUAUCGUCCAUUUGUUUGGGAAUUUUCUCGACUCGUUGUAACUCAUACGGUCGUUUCCAAACGAAAAUUGACGUUCUUGGUAGAUAAAGGAUACGUGAGAGGCUGGGACGAUCCUCGAAUGCCUACUUUGAUGGGUUUAAGACGUCGAGGAUUUCCACCUGAAGCACUUCGAAAAUUCUGUGCUUCAGUGGGAGUUACACGCGGUGACAAUUUGAUUGGUUUUCAUAAACUAGAAAAUGCCUGCCGUACAUGCUUAGAUCCACAAGUGUUUCGAAGGAUGUGUGUCUUGGAACCUUUGAAAGUUGUUAUCGAAAACCUUCCAAAGGAUCAUAUCGAGUGGCUUCAAGUACCUAACCAUCCAAAGGAUGAAGGAAAAGGAACUCACAAGUCACCCUUUACAAAAGAAGUUUAUAUUGAGAAGAGCGAUUUCCGUCUACAAGAUGAAAAAGAUUUCUUUGGUUUGGCUCCAGGGAAGGUAAGUUUGGUAUCCUUUAGUAGUUUGGUAUUCACAUAUAUUCUCCUCUUUCCUUGUCAAAAGACUGUUUUGUUACGUUAUGCAUAUCCUAUUACAGCAAAAGAUAUCAAGUGGAGCGCUGAAGAUCCUUGUCGAAUCGAGUCCGUUGUAGUUUCUUAUGACCCUGAUAAGACUCAAAAACCAAAGGGUGUCCUUCAUUGGGUCGCAUCUAACCAAUUUUCAACUUCAGUUGAAGUUCGUCUCUACAACAACUUGUUCCUCUCUGAACAACCCGGUCUUAUCAAGGGCGAUGCAUGGCUUGAUGAUAUCAAUCCCGAAAGUGAAGUUGUAAAAGAAAACGCAUUAUUGGAAUAUGAUGCUGCACAGAACAUUAAUCCUGGAGACAUAUUUCAGUUUGAAAGACUGGGAUUUUUCUGCUGUGACAAGGAUUCUACGAUACCCACAAGAGUUGUAUUCAAUAGAACAGUAACUUUGAAAGGAAUUCGAUAAAACUUCUUUAUGGCAACUGCAAAAGACCGUUUCUUUC
This is a messenger RNA of Galdieria sulphuraria, 2410 nucleotides long. RefSeq names its product glutaminyl-tRNA synthetase. The transcript is spliced from 7 exons. Bases 67 to 2373 code for a protein of 768 amino acids. Gene Ontology annotation, biological process: glutaminyl-tRNA aminoacylation; translation. Gene Ontology annotation, cellular component: cytosol; cytoplasm. NCBI's taxonomy places the organism in Eukaryota, Rhodophyta, Bangiophyceae, Galdieriales, Galdieriaceae. The record is from RefSeq and is a predicted model, not a curated record. Gene Ontology annotation, molecular function: ATP binding; glutamine-tRNA ligase activity.